This is a messenger RNA of Juglans microcarpa x Juglans regia, 798 nucleotides long. RefSeq lists its product as uncharacterized. The transcript is spliced from 3 exons. NCBI's taxonomy places the organism in Eukaryota, Viridiplantae, Streptophyta, Magnoliopsida, Fagales, Juglandaceae. The coding region runs from base 341 to 610 and encodes 89 amino acids. The record is from RefSeq and is a predicted model, not a curated record.
AUUGCAAGGAGAUCAUUGAAAGAAGACAUCAAAGUGCCAUUGCUUUUGGUAUUUGAAUUCCAUAAGUGUGAACAGAAUUGUCUGGCGUUCACAUUGCUUAAUGCUAUUGCUUCUGGCAGAUUUAAAGGAGAGGCUGAAGUUUUGAAGUAACAUAUAAUUAAGUGCAGUUGACUUUGAGUUGGUGGACACUGGGCGUGUUGCAAUUUGCCAACCAUUUCCACAAAGCUUUUAGGGAAGUUCAUCAUGACAGGCUCUUUUGGCUGCAUUCUCUCCUACUGAGGAUAUAACCACACAUAUACUUCAGAAUCCCCUCUCAAACACUAACUCAUCUCAAUCAACAAUGGAGAAAUCAGCAGGAUUGCUUCCUUGGGUCAAGACCUUUAUCCUCAUUAUUCUCCUACACCUGAUCUGCUCAUCUUCAGUAGUCAGAGUCAAUGGCCUCGAGGAUGCCAUGGAGCUAAGAUCAAGCUCUAAGGUGAUGAUCCAAAUGAACAAGGUGAGAAAGCUUAUGGGAGUUGAGGCACUGUUGGAUUAUGAAGAUCCAUCAGCCAAUCCAACACAUGACCCCAAGAAAGGAAGCCCUGGUGGUAAAGGAGGCAACAAUCCUUGAGUAAUUACUCAAGGCUUGCUCGUUUUGCAGCCUUUUAAUCUCUUGUGAGAAUGAUGUUUAAUUAAUACUGAUCAGAGGGAGACUGAGAGUCAUGUGAUCGAGCAAACUUGAUGGGUUUAUUAGAUAUCACCUGUAGUUGUGAACAGAAUGAAACUAAAGUUUUCUUGCAGUAAAACAUGGCAGCCAUA